Messenger RNA from Orbicella faveolata, 7851 nucleotides. RefSeq lists its product as uncharacterized. Lineage: Eukaryota; Metazoa; Cnidaria; Anthozoa; Scleractinia; Merulinidae. The record is from RefSeq and is a predicted model, not a curated record. Gene Ontology annotation, molecular function: protein binding.
AGGUUUGGGGCAAUAUUUACACUUCAACACCCUUGAAGCUGUUUGUGAUCACUGUAUUCGCCAAGCGCCAGUAUACGCAGGGUCGCAACUAAUUAGCCAAUCAUAUCUCGAGUUCCGAAAUUAAACUUUUCAAUCAAGGUGUACGAUUUCUAUUAUCACAUAAAUUAACAAACCCCCAAGAUUGAACAAGGCUUGUGAAAGAACCUCCUUUAUUGUAUUCCUAUGAUAAAGAGAUUUAUAGCGACGAUGUUAAUCAGGUGGCAAAGAACUAAGUUUGUUAAAUUUGAACUGAUUUUAGGUCGCCAAACAGUGAUAAUCCUUGUGCAAGAUGCCUCGGGGCUGAUAUCUCGGCAUAUCGGGCGCACUGGGGCAGAACAGUAAAUGACAACAUAUCAAAAACAUGUCACAUUUUCAUCCAUAUAAUGGCUAUCUGUUCCCUGGGGACCCGGUAGCUAGCAAACCAAACCGUCGAUCCGCGUGUAUGGAAUUUCGGACGUUGACAAUGUCUUGUGGCUUUGCUGUGCAAGCCAGUAAGCAUGUUUAACAUUCUUUUUACAAACUGUUGUUGUGAGGAACAACGAGAGUUGAUUUAUGGCACGGAGUGGCGGGGAGUGCAGACCUUUCUACUGCCGAGAAUGGGUCUACGAAAAAAUCCAUGCUUGCUUGGAAAGAAGAAAACAUCAAGAGGAUACCAAAACGAAGGGAGCUUUCAUUCUAGGAGGGCCUGGCUCCGGCAAAACGACAAUUUUUCGUGAACUUGUAUCUCCAACCGCCAAGAAAGGCGUUCAGGUGGAACUUUCGAAGAAAGUUGUUGCCUACCACUUUUGCCAAGCCCAGAAUGCGCUCUCUGUUUCCGUCGCGGACUUUAUUUCAAGUCUUGCAAAGCAACUUGCUAAAGCAGAAGAGCUGAAAGCGUACGCUGCCAAAUACAGCGACCCCCAAAUUCAAAAUCACCUGAAAAGUGAACAUUGUAUUCGAAACCCUGAUCGUUCCUUCAAAGAAGGAAUUCUGCUUCCUUUAAAUUCGCUGUCGCCACCGCAAGAUAUCUUCUUAGUUGUGGUGGACGCCAUUGAUGAAUCGUUCCUACAUUCUUUCGAUUCCGGUGUUGCAUCUGGCAGUCGAACUGUUGCCGAAUUGAUGGCCACCCAUCAUGACUUGCUACCUCCUUGGUUGUUUCUUGUUGUAAGUGCGAGAAAACAGUCGAAAACCGUUACAAGAAUGUUCACCGGAUUCCGAAAGUUAACUUUAGACGAUCUUCGGAAAGCACACGUUGUCAAAGACAUUCAACAGUACAUUUUAAAUCGCUUGGACGACGAACCCAGCUUGAGAAAACACUUGACUAGGGAGACGGCUGAAGCCUUUAACCAGCUCCAUAUCAAGAGCAAUGGUUGUCUUCUUUAUCUUGAAAAACUGUUGGAUGGGCUGGUGGAUGAAUUUUUCACCCUGGACGAGACCCAAGACAUUCCAGGAACAUUGUCUGGCCUAUACCUAUGGCUUUGCAAUAGGUUGUUCACAGAAGAACAAGUGGAAAAGAUUCGCUCAGUACUGAAUGUUGUGUUAGCAGCUCAAAGGCCACUAACUGAUUCUGAAAUGUUUCAAGCAGUCUGGACGAAAGAUACUGAACUGACAACAGAACGCUUUUUGGAAACCCUUGACCUCAUGUCGCACCAUUUUCUAACUGAGAACAAUGGUGCAAAGAGCAUCUCUCAUCUAUCUUUUGCAGAGUGGCUCUUGGAUGCAAAACACUGCACUGCGAAAUUUCAAUGCAAUCCUGCAGAUGGGCAUGCGAUGUUAGCCUUGCAUUACACCCGACUCUCUCAAAGACAACAGCUUACACAUCCUCAUCAGCUUGCAUUUCAUUUGAGUCGGGCAUCUUUCAGGGAGUUUUUCACCCAAGAUCACCUUGCACUGUGGCUUCUUUGGAGUGGAACACAGAUCACACACAUCCAGCUUAAUACAGAUGCACUAAACCAAGAGGUUGCUCAACUUUUGCUUGAUGCUGGUGCUAAAGUUAGUGAACUUGAGGACCAAGCUUCCUUGGUUCCUUUUGCACCAGAGACAGAAGAUUCUGUCAAGGCGUUACUAGAGAAAGGAACCUCAGUGGAUCGUGUUGAUAGUUCUGGUCGUACAUUGUUAUGCAAUGCUGCAUUUAAUGGAAAUGUUGAUGUAGUACGGCUUCUGAUUAAACAUGGCGCUAGUGUUAACUUCUCAGACACCUCCGGACAGUCGCCAUUAAUGCUAGCAUCAAGACAAGGACACAGUGAAAUUGCAUAUCUCCUUGUGAACUGUGGUGCGUCAGUAGAUCAUUGUGCUGAUGAUGGAUGCACUGCAUUAAGGGCAGCAGCCUCUGGAGGGCACUCUGAUGUUGUCUCUGUUCUUCUGGAUCACUCAGCACAAGUAGACCUGGCUGAUGAUGAUCAGCGAACUGCUAUGCGUGGAGCAUCAUGGGGUGGACACAGUGAUGUUGUUUUGCAGCUCCUCCAACGUGGAGCUGAUCCAAAUCUUGCCGAUAAAGAGGGACGGACAGCACUAAUAGCUGGUGCUUACAUGGGUCAUAAGAAAGUUGUGGAAAUACUACUUGAUUACAAAGCAGAAAUCAAUCAUGCAGACAAUGAUGGCAGAACUGCUUUAGCAGUGACAGUUCUUUGUGUUUCGGCAAGUGAAAACCAUGAAGCUGUUGUUGAUCUUCUUCUAAAGCGUGGAGCAGAGGUGGACCAUCCUGAUUUUGAUGGCUUAACACCACUUUGUGUUGCUGCCCUUGAGGGUUAUUACAAUGUUGCCAAGUUGUUAAUAAAAGCUGGGGCAGAUACUGGUCAUUGGGACAGAAAUGGACGGACACCCCUGUUUGCUGCAGCAGCUAAUGGUCAUUGUGACAUUGUAGAUUUGCUCCUUGCAACAGCAGAAGAUGGUAAGCCAGAUCCAUCUGCUUGGGCUUCACCCAAGUUUUCAAUGUUCCGGGCUGACCACAGUGGCUGGAACCCAUUGAUGGUGGCCGCAAAUCAAGGUCACAAAGAUGCAGUAGUGUCACUCAUAGAGGCAAGUCUUGAUAUCAAUGCUCUAGAUCCCGACGGGAGGUCUGCGUUGAUGUUAGCAGCACAGGAAGGCCAUGUUGAUGCAGUGUCAGCACUUAUUGAGCAUGGUGCACCUAUUGAACAGGCUUCCUCUGAUGGGCGCACAGCCUUGCAUUUUUCAGCAAUGGAAGGUCACGAGGCUUGUGUCCAACAUUUAGUCAGUCUUGGAGCAGAUGUCAAUCACCAGGACAGUCUCGGACGGACACCUCUCUUUGCUGUUUCCAUCGAAGAGAACAAACCGAUGGUUGAAGUUUUGUUAGAUCUUGGUGCUUUUGUUGACAGCAGAGACAUGGAAGGACGGACUCCACUUCAUGCUGUAGCAUGGAAGGGGUCUUAUGAGUUGGUGGAACUUUUCCUGGACAGAGGAGCAGAAAUAAAUCAUGCAGAUUCUGAAGGACGAACAGCUUUAAUGUCAGCGGCGUGGAAAGGCCAUCUCUCUACGGUACAGUUGUUGAUUCAAAAGGGUGCAAAGGUGGACAAGAUGUCUCUGGAAGGUGCGACUGCACUUUGUAUUGCAUCUCAGGAAGGACAUGAUGAAGUUGUACAGAUUCUCCUUGAGCAUGAUGCUGACAUGAAUCAUGCAGACAAACUCGGAAGAACUCCAAUGCAAGUGGCUUAUGAAGCUGGUCACACAAGAGUAACAAAGGUCUUGGAAGCUUUCAGUGUAAUGAGAUUAAAUGAUGGAAACUUCACCAGCACAUUGAAGAGGAAGCUGUCGUCAGCGCAGUCAGAGAGCAGCAGCACAGUGUCAAACAGUAGCCUUGCAGAAAAGCCUCGAAGGUCAGACAGCGUGUCAUCCUCAAACAGCUCUGAUUCUCCAGCUGACUCAAGAAGAGACCUUGGAGUACCAGGUUCAACUCAUCAACUUGGACCAAAUGGAGAAAUUUUAGAAGAAAGGCGCUACUCUGCCAGCUUUCACGAUUUGCACACUGUUCAGCCGAUCAAGGAGCCGUGGAGUUCAGCCUGUCCUCCAUACACGUCAGAAUUGGAUGUUAUGAAACCACCUCCAUAUACAGAAAAGCCUGUUAGAACAUCUCUUGUUGAAGAUGAUGUUGUUGCAAGCAAGCCUUCUCCAACUGGUAAACACAAGCAGUUUUCCUUGCUUCAUAAGAUGAAGCAAAAAGGGAAAAGUGCUUUUACUUCUAGUGGUUCUCAUGGUCAGGACAAACAUGGAAAGGUGGCAGGCAAGGCCAAAGGUCAGGGUGAAAAGCGCGGAUUUUUCUCUGGUAUCAAGCAGCGAGGUGUAAGUUCAUCAUAUGGUGCCAGUUCGGCAAAAUCCAGAGAAGGAAAAACUGUGAACUCCAAAGGCUCAAAUGAGUCACUGGAAACAAAAAUAUAACAAAUGAUGACUUUGGAAAAGUUUAAGUUUCCUAACUUGAUCAUAGUUGUGAUGUAUUGUUUAUACAAUACAUUAGAUAACUAAGCAGUGAUCUGUUUAAACCUCAGUUAACUAUGUUUUGUUUCUUAACUGCUACCAAUACUGAGUUCUCUAGAGCUUGUCUUUAUAGGUAGACUCUACAAUGAGUUAAAGUGGGAAAAAUGUGAUUCAUUCAAUAGCAGUUUACUGUCAGUUGUAAAAUCAGCUAUUUCCAAAUUGCCUUUUGCUAAUCUGAAUGAAACCAUUGAUAUGAGAAUGUGUCACUCAUUUUCUUGCAAAUUGAACUUAUUUUCAUAUGAAAGAGUUUCACCCCUUUUAUAGUGAAGUCAAAGCCAGUAUGUUUGAGAUAAUUUCAAGUUUUAUUGUCGCUACUUUUAAUUCGUUAACUAUUUUUCAUCAAAGAGAGUCCCGAAUGUUUUUGAUUUGAUAAGAAUUGAUUGAAAAAGCUAUCUUGUCAAACUAGACAAUUAACUCAACUGGGCAGUUUCUAGGAGGUUCCACUAUUGGUGUGAUGGAUGAUCCAAGUACAUUUAUGGCGUGUCUUAGUGAUAGGAUGACAGUUGUUUUAAAAUGUCAUAAUCUUGCAUAAUAUUGCCACCUCUUUUGAACACAAUGAUAGCAUCACAAAGUUUGGCUAAAAUGUGUAUGAGGUUUUACAAAGAAGCAUGAUGGUAUUUUAAUGAAGAAACUGUUUUCUAAUAAUUGUUAUUAGACUGUAAGCUCAAUGUUUCUACUGAUUUGUUCACUAAAACCACAAUAUGAUUAAAUCCCAAGGGACUGGGAUAGGAUCUUCUCUGUAUUAAUGACAAGGAGUUCUGUUUUCUACAUUUUAAUGUUAGUAGCUUUGGGAACAGGUCAGCCAAGCAUAAUAUAAGAGUUUGUAUGGAGAACUGUGGCUGAUUAGAUUAUUAUUGAAUGGGUCUUCGUUAUAUAGGGGUUCAUUAUAAUGAGGGUUUCAAUGUAGUUCCAAAGUUAAUCGGAAUCAAAAGCUUAUUAACCCAGUCACUGAUAUAUUGAAUAUUGUUCCACUUUUGGGAAAUAAUGUACAAGGAUCAUUGGCCCCAUUUUCUCAGGCCCAACGAUUGAUAGGGAAUGUUCAUUCCCAUUCUAUGAAAGGUACCAAUUUCUUCACCGUUACCUCUUACUAACCUUUGUUAGGAAUUCUGUGGUGCUUUGUUACAGCUAACUGUCGGGCUAUUAUAGUUAUCUGUAUGAUAGGCAUCUAUCGGCUUGAAUUGCAACAGCCCAUUCUAGUCACCUUUUAAAUUCAUCUGGUCAUCAAAGGCUGUUGUCUCGUAGCUAGAAGACUAAAUAAACAUUCUUAACCCUAAUUUAUAUUUGCCGGCCUUUUACUUGUGAAUAGGCCUUGGAAGUUCAAACGAAUACGGAAGAUCUGUCUGUUGUUUAGAGUUUCCAUCAUGCAUGUAUUUACUUAUUGAAGUUGUUGACUAUUUUUGUAGUCUGUUGCCUGCAAGGAAUAUAAAACCACAGCUAUUAAUUAUAACAAAUGGCAGCAGUUACAGCAGCGAACGAAAGCCUUUAUUUAAAACAUGUACGGUACAUGGAAUUUAUCAAUGAGAAAAAUAUCAAAUAUCAAAGCAGCAAAAGACUAUAUAUAUUUUUGCUGGUAGAGUUUGCUUUGUAAUUUGCUCAGAAAAUGGUGUUUUCAAAUAUAAUUAUUGAUAUUUUUAGAAACAUAUGUUUGUAUAAAAUUGAGUUUCAAGACAAGGCUGACAUAGUUUAGGUCUUAAGAGCUUAUUAUUAUUAUUUUUCAUUAUUUUGGUUGUUGUUUUGUUUUUUUGGAGAGCUUAUUUUUAAAUUGAUUCAAGGGUGGAUAUUACCCAUCCUUAAUACUAAGGAUCAUUGACUCAAUUUUUUUGCAAACGAAAAGUCAUUUAUUGCGUGUUUAUGUAGCAUUAGGUAAAUCACAUAUAUAAAAUUGAAUACUGAAUGUAAACAUUUAUUAGUACAUAAUUACUUUAUAACGUGAUACAUAUUGGGUGUUUUUUUGUCAAAUGUGCCUAUUAAUAAAAUUAAGGUUCUCAGCUUGAAGUAGUGAAGUAUAAUUUGUUGAAUUUCAACAAAGCACAAUAUACCAUUUGGAGACCUGUCAUGUAACCUUGUCAAUCGUAAAAGAAGAAAAAGUCAUUGCAAGAAAUUAGUAAAAUUGCCAAUGAGAAUUUUUCUGGCGGUUUGAACGUUUUCAAUAUUAAGAAGAUUGAUGUCAAAAAAGUGCUGGUUGGCAACUUUUCUCUCAUUUUUAAGACCUGUCACUUACAGAUAAACCUUAUUGGUCUCAAAGAUGGCAGCGAGGUGGGGCGGGGGGAGAGGAUGCACUCCUAAACCUUUGGGUUGGGGUGUACUGUGCGCUUGAAAUCAUUGCCCUGUUUCAGACCAAACAAUGUGAUUUUCCCUCUAUUAUUCCUGAUUAUCCCUACCCUAUUUCAGACCUGACUCAAAGUUAGCCGCCUUGUUUCAGACCAUACCCUACCCAGGAAUUCUGUCGACAUUUUAGAAGAGGCCAUGACGCGUGUGGACGAUUGAGAAAACAUUUGCUCAAAAAUGGAGGUUAUCUUCUCAUCCUGGUGCGUUUAAACGAGAUUGAGCGAAACUACGGUAUUUGUCCUACGGGGUUAUAUUACAUAAGAGACCAACGCAAGAUAAAUAACCUAACUUCGCUAAAAAUUUCGUUUAGGAAGGAAGGAUGAGAAGAAAUGACACCACACAUAGUUUGAAAAUCUUUAUUCGGUGAACCACGCAAACAUAGAUUGAUUCAUUUUCUAAUCUUCAUUGACGCGUUUGGGUUGCCUGUGGCUUGACACAAGAACUGAGUACAUUUCGUUUUCACUCCCAUACUGGUUACCAGUUUGCCAUUUAAGGUACCGAUGUUAUUUGAUUGACAGAAAUUUAGAUUCACUGCCAAAAGAAUUUUUCUUUCAAAUGUUGCAUUUGUUGGUAACAUCAAUCAGUGAAAAAAAACAAACAAAAAGUCUUGGAACAUAACAAAAGAAAACAUGCUGGACUAUUUUACUCCGUCAUAUAUAACAGAAGUAAGUGUACACAGGUCGAACACCUCAGUUUCAAUUCUGUCCAAAAAGGUCAGAACAACGAAAGAACUGAUUUGUAUUUUUUUGUGAGCUAUUUUCUCUACUUCGUGACUAACGUAUAUUUGUUGGUGCCAAGAAUCAUACAGCAACACUUGUUCUCUGAUCUCCAGCCUUGUGAAGGUUCACGUCUCAUAACUGAUUAGUUAGCUCUACAAAAUUAUCUUUCUUAUUUUAGUUCCUCUGUAAGCAAUCGCCAAAGACCCCGCCGUUCUCGCACUACGAGCAGAUAGGGAGUUAUCUCCAAAUCUUCUGCAGUUCGUCUUCUCCCUUCGCCUUCGGUGACUUCGGUCUCUUA